AUGUCUUCCUUAAUUAGGGCAAAGAAGGAGAACCCGUCGGAACCACCGUCUCUGAUUACACUUCCAGAAGACGUCAUCUUUGACAUCAUAGCACGUGUAUCAAGAUGCGACUAUGCUACACUCUCCGUUGUUUCUAAGCACUUCCGGUCACUUGUUACCUCGCCUGAGCUAUACCCUAGACGAUCCUUGUUGGGCUGUAAUGAACAAUGUCUCUAUGCUGUUCUCUAUAACAAAAAAACUCAUGAUGACCGUUUGUAUAUGCUCCGCCGGAAAACCAAUGGAAACCAUUGCUUGGUUCUUAUCCCUUCGCUUCCCGCUAUGCCUAGCAAUGGAAAGUAUGUCGCGGUGGGCUCCAAGAUAUAUGUGUUUGGUAAGAUUUAUGAGCAUUACAAUAUAAAUAUGACCUUGAGUGCCGUAAGCAUCGAUUGUAAAACUCACAUGGUGCAACCCCUCCCGAGCAUGCCUAUACACUUGAUUGCUAGAGCCGCUGUCUUCAUGGAUGGGAAGAUAUAUGUAACCGGAUAUCGCGAUAAUAACUCCAAGAAGGUUAUGAUGGUAGUGUUCAAUACAGAAACACAAACGUGGGAGAAAGAGAAUAUAAAGCUAGGCAUGAAUCUAGGUAACACGUGGCCUAGUUAUGCGGUGGCAAUGGGUGAUCAAAUGUACGUGACAGAUUGUCAAAACACCUUUGUUUACGAGCCAAAGGAAAGUAUAUGGGAUGACGACGAUAUGCUGAAUCUUGUCAAGUGGAAGGAUGCGUGUGUAGUCGAUGACGUAUUGUACUAUCACGAUUACGUUGAGAAUAAGUUUAGAAUGUAUGAUCCAGUGGAGAGGUGUUGGGGAGUGGUGAAUGGUUUGGAAGAAUUGUUGGCUAAGACGAGAUUGUCAAGGUGGGCAGAGACCGUGAGUGACGGUGUGAAACUGGCUUUGUUUUUUGGUAGAGUAAAAUCAUGUUUAUACGGGAAGGGAAUAACUGAUCAGAUUUGGUGUGCGGAGAUUUUGGUGGAAAGAGAUCAAGAAGGGGAGGUUUGGGGUAAAGUUGAGUGGUGUGAUCAGUUUAUGAUUCCUGGGAAGUUCUACUUAACAAAAUUUCUAGGUGUUAUGAUUUGA
Messenger RNA from Microthlaspi erraticum, 1110 nucleotides. NCBI's taxonomy places the organism in Eukaryota, Viridiplantae, Streptophyta, Magnoliopsida, Brassicales, Brassicaceae. The record is from the annotation of a GenBank genome assembly.